Molecule: messenger RNA, 4926 nt
Organism: Scleropages formosus (Asian bonytongue)
Lineage: Eukaryota; Metazoa; Chordata; Actinopteri; Osteoglossiformes; Osteoglossidae
Product: F-box only protein 11-like
Exons: 22
Coding region: 295-2934 (879 amino acids)
Biological process (GO): regulation of apoptotic process; ubiquitin-dependent protein catabolic process
Molecular function (GO): protein binding; zinc ion binding
Source: RefSeq, a predicted model, not a curated record
AGGAGACUGCGGGAGGAGCAGAGCGGAGACGCGCCGAGCGGUGGGCGGGGGUUCGUGCGCCGUGAUUCCUUCUCACUCCGUCGCUGCGAGUAAAUGGCUCCUCCUGCAGGAGAGUUGCGGAGCUGAGCGGAGGCAGUGAAGGGGGGAGCGGGCAGAAAGCGACGUAAAUAAGACGGUGAAAGAGCGCAGGUCGCCUCUUGCUCCGCCACGACUCGCUGCGACUGUUCAUGUGGAAACGGCCUGACUGAACGGUUCCGCUUCGCCUUUCCGACCACGACACGACUGAAGCCGCAAAUGAACUCGCUGCGAGCCGCCAGCAGGAGACCCAGGCGAGUGUCGAGGCCGCGCCCGCUGCAGCCGGACAGGAACAACGGGGAAAGAGAAGAUGAUGUUCCUGCAGACAUGGUUGCAGAAGAAUCCGGUCCAGGAGCUCAGAACAGUCCCUACCAGCUGCGAAGAAAGUCUGUGUUGUCCAAGAGAACUGCGUGUCCAGCAAAAAGUCCCAUGGAGGGUGCUUCCACUUCCACGACAGAGAGCUUCGGCCCACGUGCCAAGCGUCCCCGUCUCUCUGGGAAGCCUCUGGACCUCCCAGCCGCCCCAGCUGAACAGUAUCUUCAGGAGAAGUUACCUGAUGAGGUGGUCCUAAAGAUCUUCUCCUACCUGCUUGAGCAGGACCUUUGCCAGGUCGCCCGUGUGUGCAAGCGCUUCAGUGAGCUUGCAAAUGACCCCAUUCUCUGGAAGAGGCUGUACAUGGAGGUGUUUGAAUACACGCGACCCAUGAUGCACCCUGAGCCCGGAAAGUUUUACCAGAUAAACCCCGAGGAGUACGAGCAGCCCAACCCUUGGAAGGAGAGCUUUCAGCAACUGUGUAAAGGGGCACACGUGAAGCCCGGCUUUGCCGAACACUUCUACAGCAAUCCUGCCAGGUACAAGGGACGGGAGAACAUGCUGUACUAUGACACAAUCGAAGAUGCCCUUGGUGGGGUACAAGAGGCCCACUUUGAAGGGCUAAUAUUUGUGCACUCUGGAAUUUACACUGAUGAAUGGAUCUACAUCGAAUCGCCUAUUACCAUGAUUGGUGCCGCACCGGGAAAAGUGUCAGACAAGGUGAUCAUCGAGAACACCAGGGACUCCACGUUCGUGUUCAUGGAAGGAUCUGAAGAUGCCUAUGUGGGCUACAUGACCAUCAGGUUCAACCCUGAUGAUAAGUCUGCUCAGCAUCACAAUGCUCACCACUGCCUGGAGAUUACAGUCAACUGCAGUCCCAUCAUAGACUAUUGUACAAUCCGCAGUACCUGCACAGUGGGCUCAGCAGUCUGUGUGAGUGGCCAGGGGGCAUGUCCCACCAUCAAGCACUGCAACAUCAGUGACUGCGAGAACGUAGGCCUUUAUAUCACGGACCACGCACAGGGCGUGUAUGAGGACAAUGAGAUCUCAAACAACGCGCUGGCAGGGAUCUGGGUGAAGAACCAUGGAAACCCCAUCAUUCGACGGAACCACAUCCACCACGGCAGGGACGUCGGCGUGUUCACGUUUGACCACGGAAUGGGCUACUUUGAGAGCUGCAACAUCCACCGGAAUCGGAUAGCAGGCUUCGAGGUGAAGGCGUACGCCAACCCCACAGUGGUGCGCUGCGAGAUCCAUCACGGUCAGACGGGUGGCAUUUACGUGCACGAGAAAGGUCGUGGUCAGUUCAUCGAGAACAAGAUAUAUGCCAACAACUUUGCUGGCGUGUGGAUCACCUCCAACAGUGACCCUACAAUCAGGGGGAAUGCCAUCUACAACGGUAACCAGGGUGGUGUUUACAUAUUCGGUGAUGGGCGGGGCCUGAUCGAGGGGAACGACAUCCACGGCAACGCUUUAGCAGGCAUUCAGAUCCGGACAAACAGCUGUCCUAUUGUCCGGCACAACAAGAUUCACGACGGGCAGCACGGCGGCAUCUAUGUGCAUGAGAAAGGACAAGGUGUGAUCGAGGAGAAUGAGGUUUACAGCAACACACUGGCGGGUGUCUGGGUGACGACCGGCAGCACUCCUGUGUUGCGGCGGAACCGGAUACACAGCGGAAAACAGGUGGGGGUGUAUUUCUAUGACAAUGGCCAUGGGGUGUUGGAGGACAACGACAUCUACAAUCACAUGUACUCUGGUGUGCAGAUCAGAACUGGCAGCAACCCCAAGAUCAGACGGAACAAGAUCUGGGGAGGCCAGAAUGGUGGAAUCCUGGUCUACAACUCGGGUUUGGGCUUCAUCGAGGACAAUGAGAUCUUCGACAAUGCCAUGGCCGGCGUGUGGAUAAAGACGGACAGCAACCCCACACUGCGCAGGAACAAGAUCCACGAUGGCAGAGACGGCGGGAUCUGUAUUUUCAACGGCGGGCGAGGGCUGUUGGAGGAGAAUGACAUUUUCCGCAACGCCCAGGCCGGUGUCCUCAUCAGCACCAACAGUCACCCAGUCCUGCGCAAGAACAGAAUAUUUGAUGGCUUUGCUGCUGGCAUUGAGAUCACAAACCACGCCACUGCAACUCUGGAGGGCAAUCAGAUCUUUAACAACCGCUUUGGGGGACUGUUCUUGGCGUCCGGGGUCAAUGUCACUAUGAAAGAUAACAAGAUCAUGAACAACCAAGAUGCCAUUGAAAAGGCUGUGAGCAGAGGCCAGUGUCUCUACAAGAUCUCCAGCUACACCAGCUACCCCAUGCAUGACUUUUACAGGUGUCACACCUGCAACACCACAGACCGUAAUGCCAUCUGCCUCAACUGCAUCAAGAAGUGCCAUCAAGGCCACGACGUAGAGUUUAUACGGCACGACAGGUUUUUCUGUGACUGCGGUGCAGGAACCUUGUCAAACCCAUGUACGCUCGCCGGGGAGCCAACCCAUGAUACAGACACACUGUAUGACUCGGCUCCCCCUAUAGAAUCAAACACAUUACAGCACAACUGAACUACGCCCCCCGCUUUGGCCACCCUCCUGGCCAUGCCCACUGAACCCCCCCACCACAGACUCCAUGUAGGGCUGAUGACUCCCUGCACCAGACGGGGUGGGUCUGCUGCUCUGGACCCACAAGGACUCCAUGUAUGAAGUGGAGCAGGACCUGCACACUAGGAUUUAAAAAUGAAAUCUCUAUAAAAAAAACACACUUGGACAAAGAUCUGCCCCAGCUUCUUAUGGAAGAAGAUAACUUUUAUAUAUAUAUAUGUAUAGAUAUACAUAUAUAUAAAAAGAAACAAAACAUUAAAAAAAAAAACUGUGGAUGUGAAGCUUUUCUGACUCUUCAGUUCUUGCAAACAUUUGGAAGAGAAGGAGAGAGGAACGAUGAGGAGAAGCAAUAUGUCGACUCAGGAUUCUGGGGAGGCGGGGGUCACGGUCAACACCAGGGGGUUUGUGAAAGAGACUUCUUCAGCCUUCCUGCCCCCUGCACCCUCAACCCACCCCGGGGACGUGGAUGUCGAUGUGGGGAGUGUUCAGAAACACGAGGAGCCAUAGCCCCUCCCCCUGCAAGAGGGGGAGGAGUCCAGCACAGUGAUGGGGCACGCCCCCAGGCUGCCUGGCAACUGUCUCUAGGCAACAGUCAGAAAGGAGAAAAGUGGUGCGAGGUUUAGCACUUCUGCUUUUUUUUUUUUUUUUUUAAAUGUCAUUCUGAUUGACACAUAUGAUUUUAAUGCUUUCUCAUGUAGUUUUGUAUUUUCCAGCAAAAAUCUUACCUGUACUUGAAUGUCUCUUAUUUUAUUAUAUAAUUAUUGUUGUUAUUAUAAUUAUAAUUAUUUUUUGUUGGCACACUUUAUGCUUGCUGUAUCUGUCCUCAAGCCCCAGUAUCUACGUUCUUUCUAUGAAAGAGAAUAACCGAAAACGAUACAAAUAAUUUGAUUUUCAAACACUAAAAUUUGCUCCAGCAAUGUUUAAAUACUUGGUGGAAUAGAUGAGCACUGAGGGCGGGGAAAGUGCUUUAAAUGUCAAAGCAGAAGGGUGUUUUCUUGAGACAGAGAGGUGUGUGUGAGUUGCUGAUCAGUUGACCUGUCAAAUGGCAUGAAGUGUUCUAGUCUUCACUGUGGUCAUGCUUGCAUACUCUUUAACGUGCGGUCAGGUUGGGGGACACGAGGUCGCUUCAUCAAGCACAAAAAGUCAAAGGGUAAAGGUCAGCGGAGACCAGAAGAAGCCCUAUUUUCUUUUUCUGCAUAUUCUUUGUUACAAUUUACAAAAGAUUAGUAAAGCAAACAAUGAGUUGAUCUGUCUCAUGAAAACAGUCCUCUGGUGCUGAAGCUGUGACGAUGCUACAGCGCUGCAGGAGCGUCUUCUCCACCAGGCCCGGCAGUGCAGGUUUAGCGCGAGCUAUUUUUCAUGAGAGGAAGGAAACAUUGCUGGAGUUGAACCCUGAAUCCAGCUGCUGUGUAGGAGCUGAGAGGCUUGUCUACACUGCGCUGAGUUGUUUCACGCCUUGUUUUCGUGUUGGGGGGGAGUUGUUUUUCUUUUUUGUUGUGUAUUGGUGACUGUGGGUUCAUACAGCUUGGAUUGUAUGCAUGUAUCAUAACAUCUCAACUUAAUAUAUUGUGGAGUAUUCAAUAACCAUUAUGUAGACGCUAGUAUGAAUUAAAAGGGUAUAAUUUCCUAUAAAGAAGGAAACUGGUCAUUUUUAUGGAAAUAAACUUUAUUAGAUCAUUUCAGUAGUGCUGAGUAUUUGGGUGGAGGGGUUGCAUUGGGGAACUGAGAACAGAACAAACACACUUCAAAUGAUGGUCUGAAGGCUGAGACCAAACUAGGCUGAAGAGGCCCUGGUAGAUCUUGGAGUCAAUCAUUAAAGAUGAGGGUCUUGUUGGUUUUGUUUCCUUUCCACUGCUGCUGGAGUUUCAUCUUGGGCUCCCUAUGAAUCUCACAAUUUUCUUGCAGAAGGAAGCAUCAAGCAGGUGAUCCUUUCCCACAGAUGGCUCAGUGAGGUGG